Phodopus roborovskii (desert hamster) is the source of this 1407-nucleotide messenger RNA. RefSeq names its product KDEL endoplasmic reticulum protein retention receptor 1 (gene Kdelr1). The record is from RefSeq and is a predicted model, not a curated record. Bases 42 to 680 code for a protein of 212 amino acids. Gene Ontology annotation, biological process: protein retention in ER lumen; endoplasmic reticulum to Golgi vesicle-mediated transport. Gene Ontology annotation, molecular function: ER lumen protein retrieval receptor activity. NCBI's taxonomy places the organism in Eukaryota, Metazoa, Chordata, Mammalia, Rodentia, Cricetidae. Gene Ontology annotation, cellular component: endoplasmic reticulum; cis-Golgi network; membrane. The transcript has 5 exons.
CGGCCAGCCUCCCCAGCUCAGCCCUGCCCGAGCCCCUAGCCAUGAACCUCUUCCGAUUCCUGGGAGACCUCUCCCACCUCCUGGCCAUCAUCUUGCUACUGCUCAAAAUCUGGAAGUCCCGAUCGUGUGCGGGCAUUUCGGGGAAGAGCCAGGUCCUGUUUGCUGUGGUGUUUACUGCCCGCUACCUGGACCUGUUCACCAACUACAUCUCUCUCUACAACACCUGCAUGAAGGUGGUCUACAUAGCUUGUUCCUUUACCACGGUGUGGAUGAUCUACAGCAAGUUCAAAGCGACUUACGAUGGGAACCACGACACCUUCCGGGUGGAGUUCCUCGUCGUUCCCACGGCUGUUCUGGCGUUCCUGGUCAACCAUGACUUCACCCCUCUGGAGAUCCUCUGGACUUUCUCCAUCUACCUGGAGUCGGUGGCCAUCCUGCCGCAGCUGUUCAUGGUGAGCAAGACAGGCGAGGCAGAGACCAUCACCAGCCACUACCUGUUUGCACUGGGCGUGUACCGCACACUCUAUGUCUUCAACUGGAUCUGGCGCUACCACUUUGAGGGCUUCUUCGACCUCAUCGCCAUCGUUGCUGGCCUGGUCCAGACAGUCCUCUACUGCGAUUUCUUCUACCUCUACAUCACCAAAGUCCUGAAGGGGAAGAAGCUGAGCUUACCGGCAUAGCCCUGGCCUCCCCAGCCUUCGCCGAGGCAGGUCAGGAGGAAGAGGAAAGCUGCAGAAGACCAAGCGCCUUCCCACCCAGAGCUGACUUUUUUAAAGAGCUCGCCUCGCCCAGCUCCCCACCCCUGCAGCUGGGUUUGGGGGUCAGUGGAAGAUCCCUACCCUGGGCAGCUCAGGACCUGAGCUGUGUGUAGCCUUUUGCCUUUUAGAGAAGAAAAACAAAAAACAAAUCUUUCCACUAUUUAGUUUUUGAUUCUGACAACCUUUUUCUCUUCCACCCUGGCCCUGAUUUUUUAUAAACUGUGUUUUGAGUGUUCUCUGGACCAGGGCCAGCGGAGGUCUACUCCCUUCUCUGAGCCACUUGUCUCCCUCCAAGAUCUCACCCCAGCCCCAUGGUUGCCAAACACUACACCUGCCAAUGCCUGCCUGCCCACUGUGGCUGUGACCACAAGUUCCUGGAUUGGUGGUAAGGAAGAAAGUUAAGGAGCACCCCCCUAAGUUUUCAUAUUCCUUUUCCAGAAUUUGUUAGCUUUUUGUGUGUGGGGGGGUUGUCCUGUUUUGUUUUGUUUUCUUUUUUUUUUUUUUUUGGUCAGAUUAGGGGGAGCUUUGGGCUUAGGCAAGGGAAGGGGGCUAGCUGGCCUACGGGUCACCACACUCUUAAUACCACGUUUUUGUACAGAAUUUGAUGGCCGAUUCUUUGUUCUCUUGAAAUAAACUGAGGAAAACUGUC